This is a messenger RNA of Leguminivora glycinivorella, 1589 nucleotides long. RefSeq names its product RNA-binding protein 8A (gene tsu). Gene Ontology annotation, molecular function: mRNA binding. The transcript is spliced from 5 exons. The record is from RefSeq and is a predicted model, not a curated record. The coding region runs from base 118 to 618 and encodes 166 amino acids. Lineage: Eukaryota; Metazoa; Arthropoda; Insecta; Lepidoptera; Tortricidae. Gene Ontology annotation, biological process: RNA splicing. Gene Ontology annotation, cellular component: nucleus; exon-exon junction complex; cytoplasm.
AAAUGAAAACUUGUCACGCAAAACGUAAGCCGAAGCGAAGCUACUCGAUAUUUAACAAUAAUAUUCACAAGACUCCUAAUUUUAGGACUAUUCAAUAAGAUUAAACAAGUCUAAACCAUGGCGGACGUUCUCGAUAUAGAGAAUUCCGAGGAAUUCGAAGUUGAUGAAGACGGUGAACAGGGAAUCGCCAGAUUGAAAGAGAAGGCGAGGAAACGUAAAGGGCGUGGAUUUGGCAACGAAGGGGGCUCCGGUGGCGCUGCAGAGCGUGGCAACCGGGGAAGGUACGACAGCCUCGCGCCAGAGGGUGAUGGGAACACACCGGGCCCACAGCGCUCAGUUGAAGGCUGGAUCCUGUUUGUCAGCAAUGUCCAUGAGGAGGCACAGGAGGAAGACAUUCAGAAUCAAUUCUCAGAGUUCGGAGAGAUCAAGAAUAUCCACUUGAAUUUGGACCGGCGUACCGGGUUCCUCAAGGGCUACGCUCUGGUCGAGUACGAGACAUACAAGCAGGCUGCGAGCGCUCGCGAAGCCCUGGACGGGGCUGACAUCCUCGGGCAGGCCAUCUCGGUUGACUGGUGCUUCGUCAAGGGCCCCACCAAAGUGCACAAGAAGAGGCGAUAGUGUCACAAACAACUAAUACUCUAAGGCUGUAUGUGGUAUCUUAGGAUAAACUAGGAUAAACAACUCAGAGAGAAUUUCAAUUUUAUCACAGUUUGAAAAAAAAAAAUCAAGACUUAUUUUUUUAUCAUGCAGAAACACUGGGAGUUUACAUAUUUUUAAAUAAAGGAAAAAUUCAUAUCUCCAGCAGGAUUCUGAAAGUACUCUGACCAACUUACAAAUGCAGAAGGAUGCAGGUUCGAGUCCUGCAGGAGAUAUGAUCUUUUUCCAUUAAUUUAAAAGUAGACCCUUUGAAAUAAAUAAAUGUGAAACAGGAGAACAAUGUCACUUUUUUGCCAGACUGUAAAGUAAGUUACAGCGGGGCAAAUCUGGACGGGGGCAAAUAUACCAAGUCCAUUUUUUCCAUGUUUUACAAUGUUUGCAUUAUUAAAUAGUGUCCACCGGUUAUAUAUGGUAGGCGUGUUCAGUGGAUACUUGUAGAAGUCAACAUCAUAGUGUAAUAAUGGAUUAGUUACAAUUGCCCCCCCCCCAGUCGAGAUUUGCCCCGUUGUACCUUAAAGGGUUGUUUAUGCUGCAGAACAUGAUAGAGAUGCCACUUAUUCCUUAGAGGGCUUGGCCACUUCUUCCUAACUAGCAAAAUGUUGUAUGUAUAACUUUAAUCAUUUGCGACUAAUAUAUAAUCUGUUACUUCUAAUAAUUGGCACAUGGAUUUUUCUAUCAUACAAUUUAAUUAGGCCGGGAAAACGCUAGGUUGAAGAUUAAAAUUUAAUUUAUCUAAAUACAUAAGUACAAAUUGUGGAUCAUAAGUUAAUGUAUAUGACAUUGUGCUAGUUGGCGCGCUAUGCGAUGCACUUUGCAUUGUGUUGUAUGUUAUAUUAUGUAUAUGUUUAUCUGUAAGCUUGGUUUGUCGUGUUCAAAGUGCUUGGCGUAACGAUUCCCUUAGACUUUAACAUAAAUAUAAGAGAUAUUUCUAA